Molecule: messenger RNA, 810 nt
Organism: Ricinus communis (castor bean)
Lineage: Eukaryota; Viridiplantae; Streptophyta; Magnoliopsida; Malpighiales; Euphorbiaceae
Product: 40S ribosomal protein S25-3
Exons: 4
Coding region: 184-510 (108 amino acids)
Cellular component (GO): cytosolic small ribosomal subunit
Molecular function (GO): structural constituent of ribosome
Source: RefSeq, a predicted model, not a curated record
GAGCUAACGAGGAAUACUAGUUAAAACAAAAUUGUAUUCCAAAACCAAACAUCCGUUAUCUUAAAACCCUAAACCUAACAAAUCAACAGAUUCAACACACACCUAUAUAAUAUCCUGCGUCUCACCUUAUGAUUUUCCUCUAGACUUGAUUUCUCGACUUCAUAACCAAGGAAAACCCUAGACAUGGCACCAAAGAAGGAUAAGGCGCCCCCACCAUCUUCAAAGCCUGCAAAGUCCGGCGGUGGCAAGCAGAAGAAGAAGAAAUGGAGCAAGGGAAAGCAAAAGGAGAAGGUGAACAAUAUGAUUUUGUUUGACCAGGCAACAUAUGACAAGCUUCUCUCUGAGGUUCCCAAGUUUAAGCUAGUGACUCCAUCUAUAUUAUCGGACAGAUUGAGGAUAAAUGGCUCACUAGCACGCAGAGCAAUCAAGGAUCUGAUGGCCGGAGGUUCUAUUAGGAUGGUAUCUGCUCAUGCUAGCCAGCAAAUAUACACUAGAGCCACCAACACCUAGGAGACACAUGCAAUUUCCCUACUAUAGCAUUAUUAUAAGGAAGCUAGUUCAUUUUUGUUCUUUCUUUCUUUACAUCAAUCUUAUCGACGAGGCUUAAAUUAUGUUCCCUUGCCUUUUUUUGUUAUUCAGUGGCUGAAAUCCUUUCUUGAUUCUACUGGAUCCAUCCCUACCCUAGUAACCCUAUUAAUACUGUUCAGUGAAAUGGAUUUCCCAUUUUAAAUUUUGCAGGAUUAAAUACUUGUGUCAUUAUUUGCACUAAGAAAUAAAUAUAUGAUUUCUGCAUAAAGCAGGGAGCUUCAA